CGAAAAAACGUUCUACUUUGUAUUUUGGUCGGGUUUCGGAUCCUUCCAGCAACCAUUCUCAUUCAAAGUCACCACUUGUGCGAACGAUGGUACCGAAACCUGAAGAUCCCACAGUCAAGGCAGAGAAUAAUGCGGCGAUGGAUCAACUUAGUCUCCUCGACAAAGAUGAUAUAUCGUCGGCUUCUCGCUCGUGCCGAGAACUCUACGGACCUUACCCCAAAGCUAUUCCUGUGCCGUUCUUGAAUUCUCGUAACGAAGCUCGCGAAGGUGACACUCCCGCCGCCAGCGUCAUCGCGCAAGCCAAAACCAUCUUUGACGUACCGGCGGACUAUCGUGACGUGGGAACACCGGAUGAAUGGGUUCCCCGCGAUGGACGCCUCGUGCGUCUGACGGGUAAGCAUCCCUUCAACGUCGAACCACCGCUGGCGAUUCUGAAGCAGCAUCGAUUUAUUACGCCGUCCUCGUUGCAUUACGUACGCAACCACGGAGCGUGCCCGAAGCUGUCUUGGAAAGAACACACUGUUUGUGUGGGAGGAAAACUGGUACCGAAUGCCUUGGAGCUCUCGAUGGACGAAAUCGUAGCGAUGGAACCGCGAGAGCUGCCCGUCACGUUGGUCUGUGCCGGAAAUCGUCGGAAGGAACAAAACAUGAUCCGUCAAACAAUCGGCUUCAACUGGGGCCCGAGCGGCGUCUCAACCAGCGUUUGGAAGGGAGUGCUCCUACGCGAUUUGUUGCUCCGCGCAGGGGUUUCGGAAAAGAACAUGGCAGGGAAGCACGUCGAAUUUAUUGGUGUCGAAGACUUGCCGAACAAGGUGGGACCCGGGCCGUUCCAGGAGGAACCAUGGGGCAAACUUGUCAAGUACGGAACCAGUGUCCCGCUCGCUCGGGCUAUGAAUCCAGCGUACGACAUCCUCAUUGCCUAUGAGCAGAACGGCGAAGUCUUGCAGCCCGAUCACGGCUACCCCGUCCGUCUCAUCAUUCCUGGUUAUAUUGGAGGACGGAUGAUUAAAUGGCUUAAAUACAUCAACGUGAUUCCGCACGAAACCAAGAAUCACUAUCAUUACCACGACAAUCGCAUUUUACCGGGAGGUUGGUGGUACAAACCGGAGUACAUUUUCAAUGAACUCAACAUCAAUUCGGCCAUCGCUGCUCCUGAUCACAAUGAAACGCUUUCGAUCGCCAAGAAUAUUGCCAAGACGUAUGACGUUACGGGUUACGCAUAUACUGGUGGUGGUCGUCUCAUCACCAGGGUCGAAAUUUCAGUUGAUGGCGGUAUCCAUUGGGAACUUGCCAAACUUGAACGCAAGGAGCAGCCAACGGACUACGGAAUGUACUGGUGCUGGACUUGGUGGAACUACGAAGUAAAGGUGGCCGACUUGGUGGGAGCCAAGGAAAUUAUAUGCCGCGCCUGGGAUGAGUCCAACAACCCUCAGCCAGUUGUUCCAACAUGGAAUCUGAUGGGUAUGGGAAAUAAUCAAGCCUUUCGUGUCAAGGUACACAUGGACAAGACAGCUAGCGGCGAGCAUGUGUUUCGGUUUGAGCAUCCAACUCAGCCUGGUCAACAAACUGGUGGGUGGAUGACAAAGGUCGCCACCAAGCCUGAGUCGGCUGGGUUCGGACGGUUGCUGGAAGUGCAGGGUGAGUCCAAAGAAGACGCGGCCCCGGCUCCACCUCCGAAGGAAAAUACCAAAAUUUUCACGAUGGAAGAGAUUGAAAAGCACAACACUGAAGAAGACUGUUGGAUUGUGGUGAAGGAUCGUGUCUACGACUGUACCGAGUAUCUAGAGCUGCACCCUGGCGGCAUUGACUCGAUUGUUAUCAACGGCGGCGCAGAUUCCACGGAAGACUUUGUGGCAAUCCACUCUACCAAGGCUACAAAGAUGCUCGAGAAGUACUACAUUGGCCAGCUCGACAAAAGUAGUGUGGCCGAGGAGAAAAAACAAGAAGACGAACCUCUCGUCGAUGCCGAUGGCAAUGCUCUUGCCUUGAACCCAAAGAAGAAGACGCCAUUUCGUCUACAAAACAAAAUCACACUUAGUCGAGACAGCUACCUAUUGGAUUUUGCUUUGCCAAGCCCAAAGCAUGUUUUGGGGCUACCCACGGGAAAGCACAUGUUUAUUUCGGCCCUCAUUAAUGGAGAGAUGGUACUCCGCCGCUACACUCCUAUCUCAUCCAAUUACGACAUUGGAUGUGUAAAGUUUGUUGUCAAGGCAUACCGUCCGUGUGAACGCUUUCCAGACGGUGGCAAGAUGAGCCAAUACCUAGACCAGAUCAAUGUUGGCGACUAUGUUGAUAUGCGCGGACCAGUUGGGGAAUUUGAGUACUCGGCCAACGGCAGUUUUACAAUCGACGCCGAACCUUGUUUUGCCACCAGGUUCAACAUGCUUGCUGGGGGGACCGGCAUAACGCCCGUAAUGCAGAUUGCUGCGGAAAUUUUGCGAAACCCACAAGACCCUACACAAAUGUCCCUUAUUUUUGCAUGCCGCGAGGAAGGCGAUCUCUUGAUGCGAAGCACUUUGGACGAAUGGGCUGCUAACUUUCCUCACAAGUUCAAGAUUCACUACAUCCUAUCUGACAGCUGGUCUUCCGACUGGAAGUAUUCCACAGGAUUCGUAGACAAAGCGCUAUUUUCCGAGUACUUGUACGAAGCAGGCGAUGAUGUUUACAGCCUCAUGUGCGGCCCACCAAUUAUGUUAGAGAAAGGCUGCCGUCCAAACUUGGAGAGCCUUGGUCACAAAAAGGACAAAAUUUUUUCCUUUUAAAAGUUCUUGACUGAUUGUCAUAUCAAUUUUGCACUUUACAAUACAUUUUCAAUAGCAAUUUACUUUAAGACUAGCGCAAUUUUUUUCUU
Messenger RNA from Phaeodactylum tricornutum CCAP 1055/1, 2851 nucleotides. RefSeq lists its product with no specific name. Lineage: Eukaryota; Bacillariophyta; Bacillariophyceae; Surirellales; Neidiaceae. Gene Ontology annotation, biological process: nitrate assimilation; nitric oxide biosynthetic process. Bases 87 to 2762 code for a protein of 891 amino acids. The transcript is spliced from 3 exons. Gene Ontology annotation, molecular function: heme binding; molybdenum ion binding; nitrate reductase (NADPH) activity. The record is from RefSeq and is a predicted model, not a curated record.